AGCAUUUGGUGGAUCAAGUGUUGAACCAAGUGUACAAAGUUGUUUUGAUUAUGCACAAAAUCCUGAUGUAAUAACAGCGGAUGAUUUUCUUGAAUGGGUUAAACUUGAACCACAAUCACUUGUUUGGUUACCUGUAAUGCAUCGCUUAGCAGCAAGUGAAGCUGCAAAACAUGAAGCACGUUGUAAUAUUUGUAAAAUUUAUCCUAUACUUGGUUUUCAAUAUUAUACUGAAACAACAUCAUCAGAAGAUAUUCGAGAUUUUUUUCGUAUAUUUAAAAAUAAAUUGUGGGCUAAACAACGAAAAACACCUAAACUUGGUUAUUUACCAUUGCCACAUGUUUUUGAUAAUACGAUGUCAAGUGUUGAACAACUUAGUUUACCAUCACCAACAUUAGCUUUACCAUUAGCAGCAUCGUUAAAAACCGACAACGAAAACGCACAAACAAUUUCUUACUCGAAUGGAACGAAUGAUGAACAUGGUAUCAUAGCACAACAUUGUAGAAAUUUAAAUAGUGCAACAUAUAAAUCGCCUCGUAUUGCUGCUCAUGAAUUAUUGACACGUUCAACUUCACUUGAUAAUGAUCAACGAAAUGAAUUAGAAGCAAUAAUACGUGAUCUUGAAGAUGAAAAUCGUUUAUUACAAAAUGAAUAUGAACGUCUUUGUCAAGAACAUAUGGAAAAAUCUUUAAUUAUCAAUGAACAACAAGAACAAAUACAAAUAAAUGAUAAUCAAAUGGAAGUUUAUAAUAAUCGUGAAAUUUUACGUGAAGCGAAACAAUUACGACAACAUAAAACAAAAUUAGAACAACGAAUGAUAAUUCUUGAAGAACAUAAUAAACAACUUGAAAAACAAUUAAAACGAUCGAAACAAUUAUUAUUUAAAGAAUCUCCUUCACAUAAUUUACGACGUUCAGUAGAUCGAAAUCUCGAACGACAGACAAAUUUAAUGACGAUUGACAGUCUUUUUCAUAUGGCUGAUGAUAUAAAUCGUGCAGUAGGCGAUCUUGUUUCUGUAAUAACCGAGCCACAAUCUUCAACAUAUCAUCAACAAAUUGUAACAUAA
Molecule: messenger RNA, 1063 nt
Organism: Adineta steineri
Lineage: Eukaryota; Metazoa; Rotifera; Eurotatoria; Adinetida; Adinetidae
Source: the annotation of a GenBank genome assembly